AUGGAAGCAGAUGGUGAACCUCUCAACGAUGUCAUGCUAAAAAUUUCCUCCGGGCGCCGACAGACUUAUGCCAACCUUAUGAAGAGUGCAACCGUAACAAUCUAUAACCGAAAGACUGAAGGAAUGGUACAGCCGGCUUUGGAAGAUGUGUUCUUCCCGAAGUUACACACUCUACGCCUUGUUUUGCGCUUUUACGACUUGGACACCGGCGAGGAGAGUAUCCGCGUCCCGACUUUGAACAUGCCAAAUCUCCAGACCCUUCAUGUCGACCGUUGGGCUAGGCCUAGCAUUCUAUAUCCUGCCCAAUGGGAUAAUCUCACUGACCGGAUUCUGAAGCUCUUCCCGAAUUUGUCGAAUGUUCGAAUUGAGAUACCAGCCAUUCUUUAUAUUGCAGAAUCUGAGGCUCUAUCCGAAAACCUGCCAAACUUGGAAUCUAUCCAGUUUGAGAAAUUUUACCCUAGUCGGACACGAAAAGUAGUGUGGAGGAUACAAGUACUGAUGAUUUGGACGAUGAGGAUGCGGAUCACGAUAAUACGGAUUGACGAGGAUACAGAUGAUGAGGAUACGGCCAAUGAGCACACAUACAGCGAGGGUACAUAUGAGGAGUGA
Penicillium concentricum is the source of this 609-nucleotide messenger RNA. RefSeq lists its product as uncharacterized. Lineage: Eukaryota; Fungi; Ascomycota; Eurotiomycetes; Eurotiales; Aspergillaceae. The coding region runs from base 1 to 609 and encodes 202 amino acids. The transcript is spliced from 2 exons. The record is from RefSeq and is a predicted model, not a curated record.